Hippopotamus amphibius kiboko is the source of this 4650-nucleotide messenger RNA. It is a transcript of the gene ZSCAN26, whose product is annotated as zinc finger and SCAN domain containing 26. Gene Ontology annotation, biological process: regulation of transcription by RNA polymerase II. Lineage: Eukaryota; Metazoa; Chordata; Mammalia; Artiodactyla; Hippopotamidae. Gene Ontology annotation, molecular function: RNA polymerase II cis-regulatory region sequence-specific DNA binding; DNA-binding transcription factor activity, RNA polymerase II-specific. The coding region runs from base 2346 to 3785 and encodes 479 amino acids. The transcript has 3 exons. The record is from RefSeq and is a predicted model, not a curated record.
CAGAAAUAUCCCCUUGGUCUUCUGGAUACUACUAUCUUUUGUUUUCCUACCUCUCCAGUUGUUCCUUCUUACUUCUCUUCCUUACAUGUAGGUUUUUCUCAGGGUUCCAUCCCCACUUAGCCUUUUCCCAGCCAUAACUAACAACUACCCUGAACACAUGAGGUUUUCCAACAGCUCUGUGCUCAGACUUUUCUGUCUGAAAAACCCUUUCCCUGUUUUCUUGCCUUUCACUUGUCCUUUAAGAGUCAGAAGGACUCACCUCCAGGAAGCCUUUUCUGACCUGCUAAUAGGAAUUAGGUGUCUUACCACUGAGCUCUGCUAGCAUCUUGUGCCUACCCUCAUCGUGGCACUUAAUACACUGAACUGUAAUUGCUUAUUUACUUGAGAUUUCUUGCGGAGCAUAGAGCUAUAGAGGCCAGGGAGUUCUUUUAUCUCUGUAUCUCCAGCAACUGAGUCUGGCACAUAGCAGACAAUCAGUAAAUGAGAUGAGUUAUGAAUAUCCUUACAUUCUUUUAGUUAAUUUUGAUACUGGCUUUAAUGAAUGAACAUACAAGCAGUUUUACUCAUUUUUUUGUCUUUUCUCCCCUCUCAACAUUUGGAGAGUUUUCAAAUCUACCAAAAAUUUGAAAGAAUAGUACAAUUAAUACUGUAUACCCCUCAUAUAGCAGCAGUUGUGAACUUCCUGCUACAUUUGUGUCCUCUUUCUCUUUCCCUCUCUCCCCCCACAUAUCCCGCACACUCUCCACUCCUCGAAACUUUGGAAAAUAAGUUUUAGUACUAUCUCCUGAGAAUAAGGAUAUUUUUAUGUGACCACAAAACUCUAUCCACCUGAGAAAACUCUUAAGAUCUACACACUUUUUCUGUAAAGCGCCAGAUAGUAAAUGUUUUGAGCUUUGCAGGUAAUAUGAUCUCUGUGGCAACUACAGUUGACCCUUGAACAAAAGGGUUUGAACUGCAUAGGUCCACUUAUAUGCGGAUUUUUCCAAUAAAUCUAUCAAUAGUAUCAAUACCUGUAUUUUCAUUUUACAGAUUUUUAACUGUGGGGAAGUUUGUGUCUGAUUAGAGGUCACAAUAUGUGAAGUCAAAAGAGCUAGAGUUUGAAUCCUGAUCCUAUCCAAGCUGUUUCAGCUUCCUGCCCUUGGUCAUCUACCACUUCCUUUGUUUUUGAGGCAGAGCUAGUAAGUAGUACGUGGAUUUUUGACUGCGCAGGAAUCAGUGCCCCGUUGUUCAGGUACUUGGUCCCACCUGUGUAUUGUGAAAGCAAAUAUAAACACUGUCUAAACAAAUGGGUUUGGCUGUAUUCUAGUAAAGUUUUAUGUACAAAAAAAGGCUUUGGGCUCUAUUUGGUCUGCUGGGCCAUAGUUUGCUUAUAUAUUAUUCAUAUUUAGAUUUCUGUUUUAAUAUUUACUUAUUUGUUGCACUGGGUCUUAGUUGUGGCAGGUGGGCUCCGUAGUUGUGGCAUGUGAACUCUCAGUUGCGGCAUGCAUGUGGGACCUGGUCCCCUGACCAGGGAUUGAACCCAGGUCCCCUGCGUUGGGAGCACGGAAUCCUAACCACUGUGCAACCAGGGAAAGUCUCAUAUUCAGAUUUCUGAAUUCUUGAAAACAUAUUUGAAUCUUUUUUUAACUCAAGAGCAAAUUUCACACAUUGCAUUUUGCGAAGAGACACACUUGUGUCUCUUUAAUCUAGAAAAAUACCUUCCCCACCCCCUCUUUUAUUUUCACAAAAUUGUUUUGAAGAGUGCAUGCCUAUUGUAGAUAAGCUACAUCCUGGACAUUCUGGAUUUAUCUGAAAGUUUCCUCAUUAUUAGAUUCAUGUUAAACACUUUUAGUAAAAAUGCUACAUGAGUGAUAAGGCACAAGGUCAGUUGUCUUCCUGUUGGUGUUACUAGGUUUCAUUUGAUUAAGUUUGUGACUGCCAGAUAGCUCCAUUCUUCCUUUUGUCAUUCCUAAGCAAUCAGCGUGGUGAUUCUUUGAGACUAUGAGAUUGUCCAUUCCCCCUACUCCUUUCAUCCAAUGAUUUCACCCAUCUGUAGUCUUUGAUUGAAACAGUUAUUUCAUCAAGGGCUACAAAAUGGUGAUUUUUCAAAUCUUUUAUUCCUGGUAUGUUAGCUGGCAGUCUUCUGUAGAACAGAAUCUUCUCAUUUUGUAUGAUUGUUUCAGAGAGAAAAAAAAAGGACAGUAAUUAUUGGCAAUGUAUAAACCCAACAAAGGGGUAUAGCUAUUGUUAUUGUCAUCACUACUACUAUUACUGUUUCUGUGAUUCUUGUUAUUACAUUUUCAGGGGUAUCCCUGAGGAGGCAGUCAAAAGAAAGUUCUCCAAAACAGAGCAGUCUGAAGCUGGGGAUGGCGACAGCAUGGGUAACCGCUCCUUCCCCCGCUCCUCUGAAUCUGAAGAAGGAGGGACCUCAGGUAGUGAAGGAGGAUCACCACUCUACUCGGGGGCAGGGAGUCAAGCUGCAAGGAAACGGCACAGGCUUCGGACAGGAGCUGUUGUGCAAACAGUUCAGGCAGUUGCGCUAUGAGGAGACCACAGGGCCUCGAGAAGCGCUGAGCCGGCUCCGAGAACUUUGCCGACAGUGGCUGCAGCCCGAGACCCACACCAAGGAGGAGAUCCUGGAGUUGCUGGUGCUGGAGCAGUUCCUGACCAUCCUGCCCGAGGAGCUCCAGGCCCGGGUGUGGGAGCAUCACCCAGAGAGCGGGGAAGACGUGGUUGUUGUACUGGAGGAUUUGCAGCCAGAUCUGGGAGGAACAAAACAACAGGUGGACCCAAACCAGGCAAAGAAACAGAAAAUGUUUGUGGAAGAGACAGCCCCUCUGAAAGCAGUGCCAGAGCAGCAGGUCCAAGCUGAGGAUGAAGUUCCCAAGCCCAAGAGAGAGAAGGGUGAAGAGACAAGGAUUGAGAACAGGAAGCUGAUUGUAGAGACAGACUCAUGUGGAGGAGUGGAAUCAUCUGGGAAAGUAUCUGAACCCAUAGAGGCUCAUUAUGAGGACUCCAACUUGGAUAGGCAGCAGGCCACGCCCAAGGAGAAGACCCACUAUAAAUGCUCAGAAUGUGGGGAGGGGUUCAUCCAGCACUCAGACCUGAUUAAGCAUGAAGGUUCGCACAUGGGAGAAAAGCUGUGUGAAUCUGAAGUGUGUCAGAGUUCUGGUCUUACUGGACAUCAGAAAAUCCGCUCUAGAGAAAAAUGUCAUCAGUGUCAUGAGUGUGGGAAAGCCUUUCAGAGAAGUUCACACCUUAUCAGACAUCAGAAAAUCCAUCUUGGCGAGAAGCCUUAUCAGUGCAAGGAGUGUGGAAAAGUCUUUAGCCAGAAUGCAGGCCUUUUGGAACAUGUCAGAAUCCAUACUGGAGAGAAACCUUACCUGUGUAUCCACUGUGGAAAAAACUUUCGGCGCAGCUCUCACCUUAAUCGACACCAGAGAAUUCACAGUCAGGAGGAGCCCUGUGAGUGCAAGGAGUGUGGGAAGACCUUUAGUCAGGCCCUUCUCCUCACCCACCAUCAGAGAAUCCAUAGCCACUCCAAAAGCCAUCAGUGUAAUGAGUGUGGCAAAGCCUUCAGUUUGACCUCAGACCUUAUUCGACACCACAGGAUUCACACUGGAGAAAAACCUUUCAAGUGUACUAUAUGCCAGAAAGCCUUCCGACUAAACUCACACCUUGCUCAGCACGUGAGAAUCCACAAUGAGGAAAAACCCUAUGAGUGUAAUGAAUGUGGAGAAGCCUUCAGGCAGAGGUCAGGUCUUUUUCAACAUCAGAGAUAUCACCACAAAGACAAACUGGCUUGAUGAGGUGUCCUCUCCUUAUGGACAAUCAGAGACAGUAUAUUAACAAGCAGCACUUUAUAAGAAAAGUCACUCUAGCCAACUCUGGCAGAGAAGUUUUGGGGGCCAAGUUGGAGGGUAUCUGCUUGUACUCCCUCUCCUUUGUUUUCCUCGUAGUCAGCUUUGGGCCACAGUAAUUUCACUCGAGACCCUGUGAGAUCAAAGGUAAAUAGCAUUCUUUACUGCAGGAUUUCUCAGAGCCUUUAACAUGGUAAAUGCAUAGUUAUACAUCUCCAAGUAGUAGAGAGCCUCAUGGUGGAAUGAGGGCUUUAAGUCAGCGAUGAAUCAAGUGUCCACAGAUUCAUAGACUUAAACAGAACAAGAGCAGCUUGAUAUUUUUGCAUAUGCUACAGCAACAGACUCCUAUACAAUAAAUCUAAUGACAUUUGGAAAUAUAUCACACUCAAAUGUAUCUUAAAGUGCAGGUUAAUGGUGAACAUUUCCCCACUGACUUUACUACGCUGCGCUCCCAGCAUUAUUUCCACCUUCCUCACCCCCAGUAAGCGGAAGUAUUUUGGUAAGCAAAGAUGAUCUAACUUUACCAUUUGCCAGCUCCAUCCCUGCCAUAAUACCUCAUUGAUUCAAGUUAGAAACUAAGAUUUUAUUUAGACUAUGGAAGAGAUUACAUAAAUCAUUUGAAUGAACUGGGCUGAAUUAAUGCAAGUAGCAGCUGUCUUGAUAACUCCAUUGUCAGUAUAGUGGCUGCUGCAUAGAAACUUCAAUAAAUGGGGAAAGAAAUUGGACUUUUCCUUUAAUACUGAUAAUGUAAUUUUAAAAUGCUGCUUGUUCUGGAAUUUUGAAAGUCAAAUAAUAAAAUCAGCUUGGAAGA